Molecule: messenger RNA, 1954 nt
Organism: Physcomitrium patens
Lineage: Eukaryota; Viridiplantae; Streptophyta; Bryopsida; Funariales; Funariaceae
Product: polyubiquitin
Molecular function (GO): protein binding
Source: RefSeq, a predicted model, not a curated record
CAAGUCCCUCAUUCUGUUCCUGAAUCCACUCGCUUGGCUGUGUCUCGGAUAUCAAGGGUGUGAGCGUAGUUGGGAAACCAGCGUACGGAGAAGUUGGCGAGAUACUUUAGUGCAGCUGUCUAUUAGCUUGAAAUUGUUGUGAAGUGAGUAGAGGUGAUACCAAGAUGCAGAUCUUUGUGAAGACCCUGACGGGGAAGACCAUAACCUUGGAGGUCGAGAGCUCGGAUACCAUCGACAAUGUGAAGACGAAGAUACAGGACAAGGAGGGGAUCCCUCCCGACCAGCAGAGGCUCAUCUUCGCCGGGAAGCAGUUGGAGGAUGGGCGGACGUUGGCCGAUUAUAACAUCCAGAAGGAGUCCACCUUGCACCUUGUCUUGCGUUUGAGAGGUGGUAUGCAAAUCUUUGUGAAGACCUUGACGGGGAAGACGAUCACGUUGGAAGUCGAGAGCUCGGAUACGAUUGAUAACGUGAAGACGAAGAUUCAGGACAAGGAGGGGAUCCCUCCCGACCAGCAGAGGCUUAUCUUUGCCGGGAAGCAGUUGGAGGACGGGCGUACGUUGGCAGACUAUAACAUUCAGAAGGAGUCGACGUUGCACCUUGUGUUGCGUUUGAGAGGUGGCAUGCAAAUAUUCGUCAAAACGCUGACGGGGAAGACGAUUACGUUGGAAGUUGAGAGCUCAGAUACUAUUGAUAACGUUAAGACGAAGAUUCAAGACAAAGAAGGUAUUCCACCUGACCAGCAACGAUUGAUUUUUGCCGGAAAGCAGUUGGAGGAUGGGCGUACUCUGGCCGAUUACAACAUUCAGAAGGAGUCCACGCUUCACCUGGUGUUGCGCCUGAGGGGCGGUAUGCAAAUAUUUGUUAAGACGUUGACGGGGAAGACUAUCACAUUAGAAGUGGAAAGUUCUGACACCAUCGACAACGUGAAGACUAAGAUUCAGGACAAAGAAGGAAUUCCCCCGGAUCAGCAGAGACUUAUCUUUGCCGGCAAGCAACUGGAAGAUGGUCGUACUUUGGCUGAUUACAACAUUCAGAAGGAGUCCACCCUGCACUUGGUCCUGCGCUUGAGAGGAGGGAUGCAAAUAUUCGUGAAGACGCUUACGGGAAAGACUAUUACAUUGGAGGUGGAGAGUUCUGAUACCAUAGAUAACGUCAAGACCAAGAUUCAAGACAAGGAAGGUAUUCCACCUGAUCAGCAACGGCUAAUCUUUGCCGGAAAGCAGUUAGAGGAUGGUCGUACUCUUGCAGACUACAACAUUCAGAAGGAGUCCACAUUACAUCUUGUCCUCCGUUUAAGAGGAGGUAUGCAGAUUUUUGUGAAGACUUUGACUGGCAAGACAAUUACUCUAGAGGUUGAGAGCUCUGAUACCAUAGACAACGUGAAGACCAAAAUCCAGGAUAAAGAAGGUAUCCCUCCUGACCAGCAGCGUCUGAUUUUCGCUGGGAAGCAGUUAGAGGACGGUCGUACUCUGGCCGAUUACAAUAUUCAAAAGGAGUCUACCUUGCACCUUGUUCUUCGUCUAAGGGGAGGGAUGCAGAUUUUUGUAAAGACUCUGACUGGAAAAACAAUCACUCUUGAGGUUGAGAGCUCUGAUACUAUUGAUAAUGUUAAGACUAAGAUCCAGGAUAAGGAAGGUAUUCCUCCCGACCAGCAACGGUUGAUCUUUGCGGGCAAACAGCUGGAAGAUGGUCGUACUCUUGCUGAUUAUAACAUUCAGAAGGAGUCUACCUUGCAUCUGGUGCUUCGCCUCAGAGGAGGCUAUUGAAGAGUAAUUGUUCGUACUGAUAGUGGACGUUUGAACAGUAGAUAGCUGUCACAGCCAUGUUGUGCCCAGCUCUGUAGAAGUUAGGCUGUUAAUAGUGUGUAAUGUCCCUAUUCAGUAAACUCUUUUCUGUAAGCCGUUUCUGAAAUCAUAUGCUACAAUCUCUCUGUUCGUGCGAACUUUCACAUUUA